This is a messenger RNA of Megalopta genalis, 680 nucleotides long. NCBI's taxonomy places the organism in Eukaryota, Metazoa, Arthropoda, Insecta, Hymenoptera, Halictidae. The record is from RefSeq and is a predicted model, not a curated record.
UGUAGUUAACGUUGUUAUAACGUUGGUGCCGGUGGCUAAUUAGGCUGCGUACACACGGAAACAUGAAGGCAACGAUAUUAUUUUGUCUGAUGUCAUUGUACGCGGUUGCUGGUUGCCAUCAAGGCGGCCAAGAAUGGUGGCGGACAAUGUCGCUUUAUCAGAUUUAUCCCAGGAGCUUUAAAGACAGCGACGGGGAUGGCGUGGGCGAUUUGAAAGGUAUUAUAAGCAAGUUAGACCAUCUGGUCGAAUCGCACGUCGAUGCUUUCUGGGUGUCACCUAUUUAUCCUAGUCCAAUGGUCGAUUUCGGCUACGAUAUUUCCGACUACCGCAACAUCGAUCCCAUUUUUGGAACAAUGAAGGAUUUUGAGGAUUUGCUGGAUGCCGCUCACAGCAAAUCCUUGAAAAUGAUCAUGGACUUUGUGCCUAAUCAUACAUCGGAUAAACACGAAUGGUUCCAAAAAAGUUUGCAGAAUAUAAAACCGUACAGCGAUUUCUACGUCUGGCACGAAGGCCGAAAACUUGAAAAUGGCACCAUGGCGCCACCAAAUAAUUGGGUGAGUAUGUUCGGUGGAUCCGCGUGGAGGUGGCGACCGGAACGACAGUCGUAUUAUUUGCAUCAAUUUGCACCGGAACAACCGGAUCUCAACUACAAUAACGAAGAUUUGAUGAACGAAAUCCAG